AUGAGAGCAGUAAUUCAAAGGGUGACAAAGGCUAGUGUGACAGUGGACAAUAGAGUUGUCGGAUCUAUUCAAAAGGGCUUAUGUGUCCUUUUGGGUAUUGCUACUGACGACACAGAAAAGGACAUUGAUUACAUGGUCAAUAAGAUUCUAAACAUUAGAGUGUUUGAUGACAAUGGUGUCAUGUGGAAGAAAGGCGUCAAAGACGCAGGGCUUGAGUUAUUGUGUGUCUCCCAGUUUACUCUACAAGCUAAUACUGUCAAAGGAAAUAAGCCCGACUUUCAUAGAGCAAUGAAGAGUGAACAAGCCAAAGCUAUGUAUGGUCAAUUUCUAGAUAAAUUAGGAAAGGCUUAUGAUCCAGCCAAGAUUCAAGAUGGCGAAUUUGGUGCGAUGAUGUUGGUGGAUAUCAGUAAUGAUGGUCCUGUUACAUUACAGCUUGAUUCUAGGAAAUUUACAUAUGACUCAUAA
Messenger RNA from Rhizopus microsporus ATCC 52813, 465 nucleotides. Its product is annotated as D-tyrosyl-tRNA deacylase. The transcript has 5 exons. Gene Ontology annotation, molecular function: D-tyrosyl-tRNA(Tyr) deacylase activity. Bases 1 to 465 code for a protein of 154 amino acids. The record is from RefSeq and is a predicted model, not a curated record. Lineage: Eukaryota; Fungi; Mucoromycota; Mucoromycetes; Mucorales; Rhizopodaceae. Gene Ontology annotation, cellular component: cytoplasm. Gene Ontology annotation, biological process: tRNA metabolic process.